This is a messenger RNA of Triplophysa dalaica, 444 nucleotides long. RefSeq names its product serine protease ami-like. Gene Ontology annotation, molecular function: serine-type endopeptidase activity. Gene Ontology annotation, biological process: proteolysis. The record is from RefSeq and is a predicted model, not a curated record. Bases 1 to 444 code for a protein of 147 amino acids. The transcript is spliced from 4 exons. Lineage: Eukaryota; Metazoa; Chordata; Actinopteri; Cypriniformes; Nemacheilidae.
AUGGGUAUCUCUCUUCUUUCAGCCAGUGUGAAUGUGGGGAUAGUGAAUGGCACUGAAGCACAACCUCACUCCAGACCUUACAUGGUUUCGAUUCAGGAGAAUGGGGUACAUGUCUGUGGAGGAUUCCUCAUCUCAGAUGAAUCUGUCUUGACUGCUGCACAUUGCAGAGAGAAGAAUGAGAUUCUGACAGUUGUGGCAGGUGUACAAGAUUUUUCCAGCACAAAGGAGAAGCCUGUCAAAAUCGAAGUAAUGUCCUAUAAUAAGCAUCAAAAUAAGGCUGACCUGAUGAUUCUGAAGGAGGAUUCAGGAGGUCCUUUGGUUUGUGACAACACUGCAGUGGGUGUAACAUCUUUCGGCGACAAGAUCUGCAACAACCCUAAUAGAUCUAAUGUUUAUAUUGAUAUUUCACAAUUUGCACAAUGGAUCAAUCAUACAAAAAGCUAA